Setaria italica (foxtail millet) is the source of this 1576-nucleotide messenger RNA. RefSeq lists its product as uncharacterized. NCBI's taxonomy places the organism in Eukaryota, Viridiplantae, Streptophyta, Magnoliopsida, Poales, Poaceae. The record is from RefSeq and is a predicted model, not a curated record. Bases 50 to 1228 code for a protein of 392 amino acids. The transcript has 2 exons. Gene Ontology annotation, molecular function: protein binding.
UCCCCUCCCAUCGCCUCAACAACAGCCGCCGCUGCCGGCUUCCGCGGAGAUGGCGACGACGGUCGCCGACCUCACGGAGGAAGCCCUCGACGCCAUCCUCCGCUGCCUCACCCCCGCCGACCUCAUCCGCGCGGCGCUCGCCUGCCACCGCUGGCGACGGGCCGCCUCCCGCGCCCUCCCGCGCGCGCCGCCCCUCCUCGGCUACUUCUUCCACCCGCAGGGCCCCGCCAAGCCGCCCCCCGAGCCGACGUCGGACAAGACCCACCACCCCGCCGUCUUCGUCCCGCUCGACGCCGCCUCCCCGCGCCUCUCCCUCGAGCUCAGCCCCACCGCCGCCCGCGGCCUCUCCAUCCAGGACGUCCACCUCGGCCUCAUCCUCCUCCUCCACCACCCGCGCCCCCAGUCGCUCCUGCCCCGCAUCGUCGCCGUCGACCCGGCGUCGCGCCGCCGCGUGCUGCUCCCGCCGCCGCCGCGGGGCACGCUGCCCGACGACCGCUGGCGCGGCGACAGGAGCGUCAUCGGCGUCGCCGUGCUCUCGCGCGCGCACCCGAGCAGGCUCUCCUUCGACGCCGUCUGCGUCACCAUCGACGGCAGCCUCCCGCGCGCCUGGGUCGCGUCCGUCCGCGACGGCGACUGCGCCUGGCGCGCGCUGCCGCGGGCCGACAGAGUCGUGGUCGACUUCGACCCGUGGUGGUUCGAGACCCGCUGCGUGCACGCCGCUGGGAACAUCUACUGGCACAUCUGCAACUCCAGCCGCCUGCUCCAGCUGGAUCCUCGCACGCUGGAGUUCUCUUUCAUGCCGGUGCCUGCCGCCCUGGGGGACCGAAUCAAAAAGUACCGCAUCGGGGAGAUGCCGGAGGACGGCCGUCUGUGCAUGGCAGCGAUCGUGGACGAAGAAGAUCUGCAGAUCUGGGUGCGUGGUAAGGCCAGGUGGAGCGACCGGGGGUGGUUAUUGGAGAGGGAGAUGUCCAUGACCAAGGUGCUCGACACCGUGCCUGGGCUACCCAAGGAAUCGAUGGGGCGGAUGAUAUGCACCUGGCUCAGCGACAUCGACUACGCCCGCACCGGUAAGGUGUUCAUCAAGACGUGGGGAUAUGGGCGCUACUCAUUCCAUAUGGAGAGUGGCAAGCUGGAGCACCUGGUGAUGAAAGAUGGCAAGGAGUACGGGGAUCCCAUGUACGCCUACACCUUGGCCUGGCCACCUGAGUUCCUCGCUGCAAAAGACUGACUUUCCGGGUGGUGACUGAUGAAAGAAGAUAUCAGCAUGGCAGAUCAGCUCACCUCGUUGCAUUUCUGGGUCACUAGUGUUCCUUGUUAUGUUCGAGUUAACUCAUACACAGCUGUAGCUGAAUUUAUCUUGGCACCAUUUUUUUUUUUUUGGAUUAGAUGGCAUUCGGAAGAGCAUGCCACGCUAUGCAGAUUUCAGGCGAAACAUAUAUGCUUCCUCAUCAUAAGAAGUUUAUCCCAUUGGACUAUGAUGGCAUUUUGAAGACAUCCGUCAGGAUCGUCGGCUAUGCUUGUUAUAGCCAAACCGCGCUUUUGUUCGUUAUGAGUAAUAUUUAUCCCGUUUGACUCU